Helianthus annuus (common sunflower) is the source of this 1660-nucleotide messenger RNA. Its product is annotated as kaempferol 3-O-beta-D-galactosyltransferase. The record is from RefSeq and is a predicted model, not a curated record. Lineage: Eukaryota; Viridiplantae; Streptophyta; Magnoliopsida; Asterales; Asteraceae. The coding region runs from base 90 to 1481 and encodes 463 amino acids. The transcript is spliced from 2 exons. Gene Ontology annotation, molecular function: UDP-glycosyltransferase activity.
AAUUACCAACUUCUUCUUUCAUCUUUUAGCGGUUUUAUACAUAUAUAAUAUAUACUCAUACACCUAAUCAAUCAAACAAAUUUCAAAACAUGCAAAUGGCUAGCAACAUAAGGGAAAAACAUGUUGCAGUAUUUGCAUUCCCUUUUGCCUCACACCCUGCUCUCAUGCUAACCCUGGUCCGUAGACUAGCGUCCGCAGCCCCUGCAGUUGCAUUCUCCUUUCUCAACACUGAAACUUCUAACCGGGCUUUGUUCGCUGAGCCUGGUUGCGACAACAUUAAGCCGUAUAAUAUAUCUGAUGGAAAGCCAGAGGGUUAUGUUCCUGUGGGAAACCCGGAAGAGGGUAUUAACUUGUUUCUCGCAGUGGCGGAGGAUGAGUUUCGGAGGGGUGUUCGAGUGGCGGAGAUGGAUACUGGGCUGAAGAUUACUUGUAUCGUGGUGGAUGCUUUUCUUGGGUUUUCCGGUGAUAUUGCGGAGGAGAUGAACGUUCCUUGGGUCGGGUUUUGGCCUUCCGGAACUUGUUCUUUGGCUGCACAUUUUUAUACUGAUCUCAUUAGGGAAAAAACUGCUCAACUUAUAGUUUCUACUGGACCCGAUGGAGAAAUUGUCGAUUUAAUCCCAGGACUAGAAUCGGUUCGCCUAGGUGACUUACCAAGUGGAGUCGUGUCAGGAAACCUCGAAUCACCAUUUGCAACCAUGCUACAUAAAAUGGGAAGAACGCUAGCCAAAGCGACUGCUGUUCCCAUAAAUUCUUUCCAAGAACUAGACCCUGAUCUAACCAAAAACCUGUCUUCAAAGUUGAACAACUUUCUCAACAUCGGUCCCUUUAAUCUCAUAUCGAAGGAAAAUACAGCAUCAAAAGUUGAUGAAUUUUCUUGCAUGAAAUGGCUAGAUAAUCAAAAGACAAGAGCAGUUGCCUACAUUUGCUUCGGGACAUUUUUCAACCUUCCGCCACAAGAACUUGUCGAGUUAGCUGAAACACUCGAAGAGACCAAAACCCCGUUUCUUUGGUCAAUGAACAAAGAUUCCUAUAAGCAUUUCCCUAAAGGUUUCUUGGAGAGAACAAUCGCUAACGGGACUGGGAAAGUUGUACCAUGGGCUCCACAGGAUCAAGUCUUGAAUCAUGUUGCAAUAGGGGUGCUUGUUACACAUGGUGGAUAUAACUCUAUGUUGGAGAGUAUAGGAGCUGGUGUCCCCAUGAUAUGUAGGCCAUAUUUGGGGGAUCAUUACAUAAAUUCUUGGAUGGUUGAGAGAGUUUGGGGGAUCGGGUUGCGAAUUCAAGGCGGGAAUUUUACAAAACAUGCGACGCGUCGCGCUUUGGAACAAGUUCUCUCGUUGUCCAAAAGCAUGGAUGAGAAGAUUAAAACAUUGAAAGAUCUUGCUCACAAGGCUGCUGCACCAAAUGGGAGUUCUAAUCAAAAUUUCAAGACUUUGGUAGAGGUAGUUUGUGGUGCUGGCUUACACCUUGAGCCUAACUUUUAAACUUCACUCAAUUACUCUUAUCAAUAUUUGCUAGUUGUUCUCUUAAUAUUGUAUUGGUUUGAACAACAAUAUUGUAAAAUGGCGGCAAUGAUAUUGAGAAACUUGAUUCUCAAUAUUGAAUCACUAAAUAUAGCCUUAUAGAUAAUGAAAAGGAAUUGAACCCCAUAAUUUAAAGUAAA